Drosophila albomicans is the source of this 3093-nucleotide messenger RNA. RefSeq names its product PHD finger protein 12. Gene Ontology annotation, cellular component: nucleus; Sin3-type complex. Gene Ontology annotation, molecular function: protein binding; transcription corepressor activity. The record is from RefSeq and is a predicted model, not a curated record. Gene Ontology annotation, biological process: negative regulation of transcription by RNA polymerase II. Lineage: Eukaryota; Metazoa; Arthropoda; Insecta; Diptera; Drosophilidae.
GGUCACACUGCGACAAAUACAACGCUGUGAUUGGUUUUGGUUCCAACUUCAAGCUAAAACAAAUUUGGUUGGUGUGUUAACGAGAAAAGGAGAAAACGAAAAAACGCUAGCAAGAUGUCAAAGGCUGACCAGGAUCCAAUUGGUUCGCUGAGCAUAAUGGAGCAAAUUAAGAUAUUGAUCAAGCCGCCGCCGAACGAGGACGAGAAACUGGUGCAGCGAAGCGGCAACACAAAGCAUCCAUAUUAUAGGCGUCCAGGACGCGGACAUAACCAUGAUUUGUGUGAUGCCUGUGAGGAAGGCGGCAAUCUAUUGUGCUGCGAUCGCUGCCCAUCAAGCUUUCAUCUGCAAUGCCAUGAUCCACCAUUAAAUGAGGAGGACAUACCAAGUGGCCAGUGGUUGUGUCACAGUUGUCGCAUGGCCAAAGUGUCGCAGCCGGCCUGCUCCUCCAAAGCCAGCUCCGUGGAGCGAGUGCCAUCGGCAGGCAGCGGAUCGCGCGCCAAUACGCCGUCAUCCGGUGAACUAGAGUCCAUUCCGCUCAAGAUCCGCAACUUACGCAAGCGCAGCAACAGCGAACGCAACAGCACCGAGAAGCUGCUGUCCAAGAUGCCGCUGGCCAUACAGCGUGCCCUCGAUCCCAAUAAGAAACCGACGCCAUUGGACGACGUCAUACGCGCAAGCAUGCUGAAUCCGCAGCAAUUCUCGUUGCCACCGGAGUUGGAGCUGCACACACAGUUCCCGGGCAAUGGCAAAGUGCAGCCAGUGCAACAACCACAAGGUGGUGGCGCCGCCAGUGGCGGUGGGGGAGGCACUGGCAACGGUGGACAUGGCAACGGGGGACAUCGCACCAAACCUGGCAAUCAGCGACGCAACUCGAAGCCAUUCGAAUUGGACUCCCAAGGGCUGGUCCCAUUGCCCGCCAAAACCUGCUUCUAUUGUACACGCAGCUGCAAGCGAGCGCCGCUCAUAUCGUGUGACUAUUGUCCGCUGUAUUAUCAUCAGGAUUGCCUCGAUCCGCCGUUGACCGCCUUGCCCGCUGGCCUGUGGAUGUGCCCCAAUCAUGUCGAGAAUUUUAUUGAUGCCAACAUGACCAACAGCAUUUCAGCGACGGAGCGCGUGCGCUUGUGGAAUCGCUUCCAUCAGCCGCUGGACCAUGAAAAUGUCAAAAUGGAGUUCUUUCGCCGUGUCAACACCCAGCAUCCGCCGUUCCGCGUCAAGCUAGAUAUGCGCAGUCGUGCCCAUAUAGAGGUCCCAUCCAUAGUGCGCUAUCAUUACGAGCAUCCGCCAGCGCUGUUGCCAUCGAUGCGCCAAACGCUGCGCUAUGAUCGCGUCAAGCGUCGCAAACAAUUGCCCACGACUGUGGAGGAUAUCUCGAAGGAAAGCGUCACUGAAUCGCUGCUCAAGGAUCUGGAAGCAUUGCGCUGCGCACGUGCCAAAUUUCGCGAGAUACAACGUGAAUAUGGCAGCAAUGUGGACUUGGAUGGCGAUGCAAAUUUAAGCGACAGCGAUGCUGAUGCCGACGCUGAUGCUGAUGUUCAAAGUAAUGGAAAUGUUGCUGCUCCUGUCACAGUCAAUGCAGCUGACAACAAGACGGAAGCGGAUGAGCACGCGACUAGCGAUCAGAAUGAUUGCCCAAUGCAAACUACAGUUGCUCUAGAGCCGACACAAAAACCCAAAAAUAAUUGCAGCAAUCUGGAUCUGAGUUACGAGGAGGAUGAAGAUGAUUGCAAGGCAUCAUCAUCAGCGGGUAUCAUUGACGCCGAUCUGUGUCAUCUGGACGUUGACAUCAUUAAGCAGUUGGCCCAUCAACGCUUGCAGCAGCUAGUCGUCGAGCAUCCCGAGAUUGUUACCCAGUACAAGAAUCGAACAGCAGCGCGACGUUUGCGUCAGUUGGCGACGGCGACGAUGACGACAACCACCGCGAAUGGCAAUCCACAGUGUACAGCACUGCAAGGCGAUCUGGCGCCAGAGGAUAUGCGUCGCUUCUCGCUGCUCUUCACCAGCGAAACAUCCUCAAUACUGGCACAAAAGAACAGCAAUGGUGCCGACGAAGAUCCCAUGAUGGCGCUGCAUCCAGCGCUCGCCACAGCCGCUGCCAUUGCGGCCGCUGAUGCCGCUGCCGAGAAUUAUGUGCCGCGCCAGCGCAGCGACACAGAGAAGGCCUAUGAGCUGGCCACGCGGCUUCAGCUAAAGCUCCUGCAGUGCAAAGUGCGAGCGCGUGCAGUUCUGACGCCACUGGGCGAUAUGCUGGAGGACAGCCGCUGGUUCAGUCCACUGGGGUUGGAGCAGUCGCUGUUUAUGCGCUAUCGAUCCCUUUACAUUGGCUACGGCGGACACUAUACGCCGUCGACAACGUUGGCCCACACCGAAACUGUUGACCUGUCGGCGAUUGGAUAUUGUGCACGCAUAUCGCCGCAGCAUGCCAUCAUCUUUUAUGACGAGUUCUCCAAAUCGUUUGAGUUGAUCAAUUACUCUGAGUUUGGCACCGAGGUCAAUGGCCAGUUGUACAUAUGCGAUUUAACGGAGUAUGCGCCAACGCAUGGCGGCAAGCGGAUGCGUGCCGAUGAUGCGGAGCUCAAGCGGCGUGUCGAUGAUCUGCUUGACAAGCGGCGAAACAUUCAGCGCCAGUAUGAGCCCAAAAGGGAAACGCAUAACAAGUUGGCACCAAUUUUAAAACCAGCCUGCCGCUGCCAAAUUGCACCCAAUGCUCCAAUCGUGCCUGGCGCCUGGGAGGGAUCCGCAGUGCUUGCCCAUGGUAGCCUGUUGCGCUUCGGGUGCCUAGCUUUUGUUUUCUCUGUGCCGCCAAUCGAUGUGAUGAAUUUGCGAGUCAGCAAUGCCAAGUGAAUGCAGAAGGAAGCAGGAGCAGCGGAACUUAGGAAUCGAAGCAGAAAGCACCAAUCUCAGUGAAUGCGGCACAAUCAGCGGCAUCUCCACACAAACCAGAGGAAUGUAAAAUUCCAACAUACCCAGUCCCCUCCUGCCCAUAGAGUUAAGGACGCGCUCUCAGAACGCCUGGCGUCAAUUGAAGAGAGAGAGCAAGCGUGAGCGAGUGAGAAAGAGCGAAUGCGAACCAACAUUACUAUUUUGAGUUAUAUU